This is a messenger RNA of Contarinia nasturtii (swede midge), 1654 nucleotides long. Its product is annotated as cytochrome P450 6a9-like. Gene Ontology annotation, molecular function: monooxygenase activity; iron ion binding; oxidoreductase activity, acting on paired donors, with incorporation or reduction of molecular oxygen. The record is from RefSeq and is a predicted model, not a curated record. Lineage: Eukaryota; Metazoa; Arthropoda; Insecta; Diptera; Cecidomyiidae. Bases 74 to 1585 code for a protein of 503 amino acids. The transcript is spliced from 3 exons.
UCAGUAUUUAAUAAAAAUCUGAUUGAAUCAGUUCGCUUUGAAAAACUUAUAAUAUCAAAAUUUUAAUUGUGCCAUGGAAUUGAUAAGUGUAUCCAUUCUUGUGUUUAUUUCAAUUUUAACACUUUUGUACGCUUAUUUCAAAUACUCGUUCGGAUAUUGGAAAUCAAAAAACGUACCUUACGACGAACCUUCGAUUCCGUUUGGAAACAUAAAGAAUCUUGGCAAAACAAUUCAUUUAACGCAAUUUGCGAAGAACGCGUACGAUAAAUAUAAGCCAACUGGUGCAAAAAUAUGUGGACUUUAUGUUUUUGCCCGUCCAAUGGCACUUAUACUGGAUCUUGAUCUUGUGAAAAGUAUAUUAAUAAAAGAUUUCUCUAACUUUUACGAAAAAGGAUUUUACUACAAUGAAGAAGACGAUCCUUUAUCAGCGCAUUUAUUUUCUUUGGACGGUACCAAAUGGAAGACACUUCGCGCCAAAUUAUCUCCCACAUUUACUUCUGGCAAAAUGAAGUUCAUGUUUCAAACUGUGGUCGAAGUUGGGGAACGGUUUCGUGAUUGUUUAUUUGAUGUCGUUGAACAGAACGACGAGCUAGAAAUCAAAGAUCUAUUAGCUCGUUUUUCGACAGAUGUUAUUGGCACCUGUGCGUUUGGCAUUGAAUGUAACAGUUUAAAAGAUCCAAAUGCGGAGUUCAGGCGAUAUGGUCGUAUAGCGUUUGGUGAGCCCAGAAACAGUUUUCUAAAAUCAGCACUUGUUGGUGGAUUUCAAAAAUUAGCAAAGAAAUUAAAAGUUAAAGUCAUUCGGGAUGAUGUGUCUGAAUUUUUCAUGAACGUUGUACGAGAAACUGUGGAAUUCCGUGAAAAAAACAACGUGAAUAGAAAUGAUUUUAUGGAUAUUUUAAUCAAAUUGAAGAAUCAAGAAACAACCGAUAAAGAUAAAGUGAUUACGUUAAAUGAAGUUGCGGCCCAAGCGUUUGUAUUUUAUCUGGCGGGAUUUGAGACUUCGUCCUCUACGCUUACAUUUUGCCUUUACGAAUUGGCUAUAAAUACAGAAAUUCAAAAUAAAACGCGGAAGGCAGUGCAAGAAGCAUUCGAAAGACACAACGGAAAAUGCACGUAUGAAAUGAUGAUGGAUAUGCCGUAUGUUGAUCAAGUGCUUCAAGAGACAUUAAGAAAGUAUCCAUCGAUUGGAAAUUUGAACAGAAAAGUAGUGCACCAUGAUUAUCGUAUUCCCGGUACACAAACUGUGCUCGAAAAAGGAACACCUAUACUGAUUCCAGCGUACGCAAUUCAACGUGAUGCUGAAUAUUAUCCAAAUCCAGAGAAAUUUGACCCUGAAAGAUUCAACAGUGAAGCGGCCAAAGAACGGAAUCCGAUGUGUUGGCUUCCAUUCGGGGAUGGUCCCAGGAAUUGUAUUGGGCUCCGUUUUGGCAUGAUGCAAGCACGAAUAGGAUUACUUACUUUGUUGAAUAAUUUUGAGUUUUCACUUAGUUCGAAAACACCAAAUCCCUUGCAGUUUGAAGCAAAGCAAUUCAUUUUGGCUCCAGUGGGUGGUGUAUAUUUGAAAUUAAAACCGAUCAAAAUGUAAAAUGUGAAAACUUAUAUAUAAAUAAACUGUUUAAUAGUGUGAGUAAUGUACCAAUUCAUAGAAACUAAA